Molecule: messenger RNA, 453 nt
Organism: Sphenostylis stenocarpa
Lineage: Eukaryota; Viridiplantae; Streptophyta; Magnoliopsida; Fabales; Fabaceae
Source: the annotation of a GenBank genome assembly
AUGUUGUCGACGGCCACCGCAGACGGUGUUCCGGCGCCCUACAACUCGACGGUGGCGACGCGGCUUGGACGGCGGCGGAUUCCGAUACACACGACGUUCUACUGGGGGCACAAGGUGGACAUACUUUUCCAGUGUUGGCCGGGCGACAGCGCUGCCAUGUACGCGGUGGCGCUGAUCCUCGUAUUCUUCAUGGCGGUGCUGGUGGAGUGGCUCUCAUUUACCAACAUCGUGAAACUCAAGCCUGGGGGCUCAAACGACGUCGUUGGAGGGCUCCUGAAGACGGGGUUAUACGGCGUGCGUUCUGGGCUCUCUUACUUGGUUAUGCUGGCCGUCAUGUCGUUUAAUGGUGGCGUCUUUGUCGUUGCAAUAUGCGGCCACGUCAUCGGGUUCUUGAUUUUCGGGACACGAGCUAUAAGGAAAAAAUCGGGCGGGUUGGACUCUUCUAAACCGUAG